GCUAGUUUGUUUGGACUUCAAAAUAAUAAUAAUAAUAAUAAUAAUAUUAAUAUUAAUGAAGGCUUGAAACUCACGCUUAGAAAGCAAACUCUCUGUCGUUUUAUAGAGUGAGAGGCCAGACGGUAUUACUAGAGUUAGGUUUUUUUUUACAGUGAGAAUGGCGGAGAUGGAAGGAGGUGAAGGGGUGAACACGUGGGCAGACGAGCUAGCUAGUUUAAUGGAGGACAGUGGAAUCCGAUAUACCGGAGAGCCAAUUGAUAUGACGGCACCGCCACCGCUACCGCCGAUAUUCGCUGCAACAGGAAUAAUGGGAUCGGAGACGGAAAUGGAAAGGGAAAGGGAGAGUUUGAAGGAGCAAGUGACGGGGUUUUUGAAGUCGUGGGGAGAGAUGGUGGUGGAUUUAGGGAAAGGAUGUAAAGAUAUAGUGACGCAAAGUAAUUUGGUGACCGAAGAUUCGUUUAUUGUGCGAAAAUUUGGAAAGCCAAUGGCUAAAGCGUCGGCCAGAUUAAAGUUUUUGAACGAGUUUUUGCCUGAGGAUCGGGACCCUGCUCUAGCUUGGCCUGUCAUUCUCUUCGUAUUUGUUCUCGCUCUUGCAGCACUAAGUAUAAAUAGCACAGAUGAUAGCUUGGUUCCGUCGGUAAAGAAAAUGCGUGUACAUCCGCCUAGUGCUAAUCGCAUACCGCUUCCUGAUGGUCGGCACAUGGCUUAUCUCGAGCAAGGUGUUCCGGCCGACAGAGCUAGAUUUUCUGUGAUUGUUCCGCAUUCUUUUCUUUCCUCUCGACUCGCAGGUAUACCUGGAGUCAGAACAUCACUGCUUCAAGAGUUUGGUGUUCGCUUGAUCACGUAUGACCUUCCUGGUUUUGGAGAGAGCGAUCCUCAUGCCAUCAGAAAUCUUAACUCCUCGGCAAUGGAUAUGCUCUACCUAGCUGAUGCUGCUGGUGUUAAUGGAAAGUUUUGGGUGCUGAGUUACUCAAGCGGAAGCAUGCACUCUUGGGCUGCACUUAGAUACAUUCCAGACAGAAUUGCUGGCGCUGGCAUGUUUGCUCCAUUGAUUAAUCCAUAUGAGCCAAGCAUGACAAAGGAAGAGAUGAGAAGAACAUGGGAUCAGUGGUCCUCAAGAAGGAAGCUAUUGUAUUUCUUAGCUCGGAAAUUUCCGAAGUUCCUCGCUUAUUUUUAUCACCGAAGCUUCCUGUCUGGAAAUCAUGGUCAAAUUGAUAAGUGGAUGUCUCAAUCACUUGGAAAGAAGGAUGAAAUUCUGAUCAAGGAGCCAAUGUUUGAGGAGUUUUGGCAUAGGGAUGUCGAGGAGUCGACACGCCAAGGGAGUACAAAAUCAUUCAUUGAGGAAGCUGUGCUACAGGUGUCAAACUGGGGUUUCAGCAUAGCAGAUCUUCAGGUGCAGAGGAAGUGCCAGAGGAAUGGCUUUCUUCUUUGGCUCUGGUCCAUGUACAGUCAGGCAGAGUGUGAAUUGGUGGGAUUUCUUGGUCCAAUACACAUAUGGCAGGGUAUGGAUGAUCAAGUAGUGCCGCCAUCAAUGAUUGAUUACAUAAGCCGGGUUCUACCAGGGGCCAACUUGCAUAAGCUCCCAAAUGAAGGCCACUUUUCGUACUACUUUUUCUGUGACGAAUGCCACAGACGGAUAUUCUCUACUCUUUUUGGAGAUGCUCUAGGUCCUCUUGACAAGGUGGAAAUCGAUGGAACUUCAUUUGAAGCAGAGGUGGGAGAAGUAUCAUCCACUACAAAUUCUGUCGGGAAAUGAUACGUCAGUAUAGUUAUACUCCUUUUAGCACGAAGGAAAGCAAUGUAAAUACCACAGGUCAGUGGAGCAUGAAGAGGUUUAAUUCUAGGUGCUAUCUGUUUCCAAAUUUUUGAAUGAUGGGCAAUACGAAGGAGAGUAGAAAAGCAAGGAGGCCGCGAAUCCAGAUGAAGGUUUUUCCUUAUAUAGUGAAUUCUCAAUAGUCUUAAUAUUCUUAAAUACUACCACUUCAAUUUCGAGUAGCCACGUUGAAAUUGAAUCAUAUCUGAAUUUUUUUUUUCCUGUACGGGUACUUCCUGAGAAUUCAAUUAACUAGCAGUCGCAUCUCAAGAAGCGGAAAUGUGAAAAAGUAAGGCAGUAGUUUUCUGUUAGAAGAAAAGAUGAGACGGAGUGAUUCAUUCCAGCACUGAAUGCAUGGAAAGAAUUUCUCAUUAGCUGCUAAUAAUAUUUUCUAGAUGAGCCAUUCAGGCUCUUUAUAUA
Messenger RNA from Populus nigra (black poplar), 2233 nucleotides. RefSeq lists its product as uncharacterized. Bases 158 to 1756 code for a protein of 532 amino acids. Lineage: Eukaryota; Viridiplantae; Streptophyta; Magnoliopsida; Malpighiales; Salicaceae. The record is from RefSeq and is a predicted model, not a curated record. The transcript is spliced from 6 exons.